GGGCUCCUGGGUGAGGCCGUCAAGUUUGGAGCGUGGUCAGACAAUAGGGGCGUGGCUACGGCUCGCGGAGCGCGACCAACUCUCUAGACCAGACCUGGGCUCGAGACCAUAACUGUUCGGGUUUAACAGUCCGUGGGCGGCCGGAAUCCGGGAGUCCAGUGACCGGGCUGUGGUCUAGCAUAAAGACGGAGCCCAGAAGAAGGGGCGGGGUAUGGGAGAAGCCUCCCCGCCUGCCCCCACAAUGCGGCAUCGGCUGGUCCUGCUGCUGCUCCUCUCUGCCCUGGUGACCCCCUCCACUGCAGCCCCUAUCCACGAUGCUGAUGCUCAAGAGAGCUCCUUGGAUCUUACAGGCCUCCAGAGCCUACUCCAAGGCUUCAGCCGACUUUUCCUGAAAGGUAACCUGCUUCGGGGCAUAGACAGUUUCUUCUCUGCCCCCAUGGACUUCUGGGGCCUCCCUAGGAACUACCACAAAGAGGAGAACCAGGAGCACCCGCUGGGGAACAACACCCUCUCCAGCCACCUUCAGAUCGACAAGAUGACCGACAACAAGACAGGAGAGGUGCUGAUCUCCGAGAAUAUGGUGGCAUCCAUCCAACCAGCAGAGGGGAGCUUCAAGGGUGACUUGAAGGUACCCAGGAUGGAGGAGAAGGAGGCCCUGGUACCCAUCCAGAAGGCCAUGGACAGCUUCCAUGCAGAACUCCAUCCCCGGGUGGCCUUCUGGAUCAUGAAGCUGCCACGGCGGAGGUCCCACCAGGAUGCCCUGGAGGACGGCCACUGGCUCAGCGAGAAGCGACACCGCCUGCAGGCCAUCCGGGAUGGACUCCGCAAGGGGACCCAUAAGGUUGUCUUAGAAGAGGGGACUGAGAGCUCCUCCCACUCUAGGCUGUCCCCCCGAAAGACCCACUUACUGUACAUCCUCAGGCCCUCCAGGCAGGUGUAGGGGUGGGGACUGGGGAGCACCUGCCUGUAGCCCCCAUCAGACCCCACCCCAAGCACCAUAUGGAAAUAAAUUUCUUUCUUACAUCUAA
Rhinopithecus roxellana (golden snub-nosed monkey) is the source of this 1028-nucleotide messenger RNA. RefSeq names its product dickkopf like acrosomal protein 1 (gene DKKL1). Gene Ontology annotation, biological process: negative regulation of canonical Wnt signaling pathway. The transcript has 5 exons. Gene Ontology annotation, molecular function: co-receptor binding; receptor antagonist activity. Bases 212 to 940 code for a protein of 242 amino acids. Lineage: Eukaryota; Metazoa; Chordata; Mammalia; Primates; Cercopithecidae. The record is from RefSeq and is a predicted model, not a curated record.